AUUCAAGAAAGAAAUAAACUUUUCUUCAAAUAUUUCUCCUUCUUUUUUCUAACAUGGUAUUAGAGUUAUAAGCUCCUGGUUCUUCUUUUAUCACUGCUUGGUUAUUGAGUUGGAUUUUUAGAUCUAUUCCAGAUCUGAAACUUUGUCGUUGAGUUCUCUUCUCCUACAAAUUGGAUUGUUUAUUCUCAAUUCUCACGCCUUUUUUGAGACCCACAGAUUGGACAACUUCUUGGAAUUGGUCGCAAGGUGGGGCAUCUAUUUGAGCUCAAUUAUCUGCAUAUACCUAAUUAUAAAAUGGAUACACCAUCAUUUCCAAAUGACCAAUUUAUCCAAACCCUGCUUUGUACUGCUGAAUUAGAGUCUUUGCAAAUUCCAUAUCAACAAAUCUUCCAAGCCUGUGUUGCUACUAAUGUUUCUCCUCUUCGUUUAUGGCACUCAUGGCUCGGACACACCUCAGUCGGUAAACUCCAUCCUUUCAUUUCUCAUGGUUUAUUAGGAUCUGUUCCAAAUGAAUGUUUACAUUGUGUGUCACGUCAAUCUGCAAAACAACCAGCUUUAUCGUUUACUAGUAGUCAUUCUCUUUCUACUGCUUCUUUUGAUCUCGUGCAUUUUGAUAUUUGGGGUCCAUCUCCAACACCUACCAUGGGGGGUUUUAGACACAUUCUUGAUUCUGUUCGUGCUUUGCUCAUUUCGUCUUCUUGUCCAGAGCGAUUUUGGGGUGAAGCUGCUCUUACAGCUAUUUAUCUCAUUAAUCGGAUUCUAUCAUCAAUCAUCAAUAAUAAGUCUCCAUAUGAAUGUUUGCUUGGUAUUCCUCUUGACUAUGAUCUUCUUAAGGUGUCAUCUUUUGAUCAACCUCCACUUUUUACUAACUCUUCUAUUGAGUUAUUUCCUAGUAACUCUGAUGCAGAUACAUUUGAUGAGCUCUAUGAUGCCUCUCCACAUGCUCCACCUGGUUUUAUUGAAGAUGUUCUGCCUGCAGGUAAUGUAUUAGACAAUGCUGAGUCUUUUUCCCUUACCUCUUCUAUAUCACCAAUUGGACCUAACCCUGUUGAUCUUGAGCCUGAAAAUGAGAUCUUUAAUCCACCUUCAAGUCAUCCUACUCAGGUAAGAAAUCUUCCUACCUAUCUUUGUGAUUAUCAUUGCUUUCCUGUUAUCACCUCCUUACAUGGGCCUCAAUUCUACCAAGAGGCCUCUUUUAGCCCUAUUUGGCAGCAAGCUAUGCAAGAUGAAUUACAAGCUCUUGACAAAACUCGUACAUGGGAUUUGGUUGAUCUUCCUGCUGGAAAGCCUCUAAUAGGUUGUAAAUGGAUAUACAAGAUCAAAACUCGGUCUAAUGGUUCCGUGGAGCGUUACAAGGCUCGUUUGGUUGCUAAAGGAUUUACUCAAGAAUAUGGGAUUGAUUAUGAGGAAACCUUUGCACCUGUUGCUCGUCCUACUUUAGUUCGUAGUAUUCAUGAUCUUAAGCAAUUUCUUAGUCAUAAGUUUGAGAUGAAAGAUCUUGGUGUUUUGAGCUAUUUCUUAGGCCUUGAGGUCACCUCUUCUAAUGAUGGUUAUUUUCUCUCUCAAACAAAAUAUGCUUCUGAUCUUAUAUCUAAAGCUAGAUUCACUGAUAGUAAGACUGCAUCUACUCCUCUUGAGCACAAUGUUCAACUUACAUCCAUGGAUGGUUCUCCAUUAGCUGAUCCUACUCGCUGCCGACAGUUGGUUGGAAGUUUGAUUUAUCUCACUACAACACGACCAAACAUAGCUUAUACAGUUCAUGUUGUUAGUCAGUUUAUGACUACGCCUCGCUCCAUUCACUAUGCAGCAGUACUUUGCAUUAUUCGGUAUAUUAAAGGUACCAUGUUUCAUGGACUUCACUUUUCUGCUCAUUCAUCUCUUGAACUUCAUGCUUACUUUGAUGCUGAUUGGGUUGGAGACUUUAAUGAUCGUAAAUCCACCACUGGAUAUUGUUUUUUUCUUGGCGAUUCCUUAAUCUCUUGGCAUAGCAAGAAGCAAACAGUUCCAUCACAUUCUAGCACAGAGGCUAAAUAUCGAGCACUUGGAGACACCACAUCAAAGUUACUUAAUUUACGUUGGCUACUAGAAGAUAUAGGUGUUUCUCAACCACCUGCUACUAAUCUCUAUUGUGACAAUCAGAGUGCCAUGCAAAUUGCUCAUAAUGAUGUUUUCCAUAAACGCAAUAAACACAUUGAGUUACGUACCUUGAAAACCUUGCACGGAAUCUUGUUGCUUUUAAGGAUCAUGGCUAAGCAAUCUGCUGCAAGAAUGGUUUUCUUUGCUGUAUUGAUGGUUGUUGCAUUAAGCACUCUAGCACGACCACUUUUUCAAAAUAAGGUUGAGAGCCACCUUCUUUUACAAGAACUAGGCUACGAUGAAAAGAAGCUGGAGCAUUACCAGCAUGUCUUUGCAUCAACUAUAGAUACAGAUAGGAAUGUACCUGGUGGACCUAAUCCAAUACACAACCCCCCUGGCACCCCCCCGAAGAUGUCUUAAGCAUAUAUAUUGCUCUUUGCUAUCUUAAUAUAUUGCUUCAGAUCAACACAUAUUGCACUAUGUGUACGAAUAAAAAAAUGUAAUAUGC
Messenger RNA from Rubroshorea leprosula, 2584 nucleotides. The record is from the annotation of a GenBank genome assembly. NCBI's taxonomy places the organism in Eukaryota, Viridiplantae, Streptophyta, Magnoliopsida, Malvales, Dipterocarpaceae.